Messenger RNA from Anolis carolinensis (green anole), 1999 nucleotides. Its product is annotated as zinc finger and SCAN domain-containing protein 22. The record is from RefSeq and is a predicted model, not a curated record. Gene Ontology annotation, biological process: regulation of transcription by RNA polymerase II. Gene Ontology annotation, molecular function: DNA-binding transcription factor activity, RNA polymerase II-specific; RNA polymerase II cis-regulatory region sequence-specific DNA binding. Gene Ontology annotation, cellular component: transcription regulator complex; chromatin; PcG protein complex. The transcript has 5 exons. The coding region runs from base 144 to 1862 and encodes 572 amino acids. NCBI's taxonomy places the organism in Eukaryota, Metazoa, Chordata, Lepidosauria, Squamata, Anolidae.
CAGCAUCUCCCCAUGUCUUUCAGAGGGGGGGGGGGGGUUGCUCUGCGGCAUCCAAAAAGUUAAAGCAAAGGAGUGGAUUCCUAGAGGGGAAGUCAGUGGUCAAUGAUAAGCUUCCUGCAGGCAAGGUCCCUCCUCUUCUGGCCAUGUGGAAAUCUUCCUGGAGGAGGAGGAGGAGUGACUGGGUGUGCUUUGCAGGGUUUGUGGAGAAGGAGGGAGUGUGCCUUCCCAAGAGGGAGAUGGCUCUUCUGCCCAUGCUGGAGCCUGUCUGCAAGAACAGGAGGCGGGUAGGAAAGCAAGAAGCCUUAGACCCUGAGCCAAGCACGGACCCGCCUGCCUUUCCUGCUGGGAAUGGAGGGCAGUUCUGGGAAGGAGGCCUUUUGGGGAAGGGGCUGCGGGAACACAGCCCACCUUCAGAGGCAGAGCGCCAGAGCUUUAGGCAGUUCAACUACAAGGAGACCUUGGGGCCCCGAGAGGUUUGCAGCCGCCUCCACUCUCUCUGCCGCCUGUGGCUGAAGCCUGAGCGACACUCCAAGGCGGAGAUGCUGGACCUGGUGCUCCUGGAGCAGUUCCUGGCCGUCCUUCCUGCGGAGAUGGAGCGCUGGGUGAGGGAAUGUGGGGCAGAGACCAGUUCCCAGGCCGUGGCUUUGGCUGAAGGAUUCCUCCUGAGUUGGGCAGAAGAGGAGACAGAGAAGGAGCAACAGGUGAGAGAAUCUUCUCCCCACCCUUUCAAGGAGGCGGUGGACUUGUGUGCAGAAGUGGCUACCUCGUUGGAAAGGCCUCCCUCCACCUCCAGCCAGAUGCUGGAUUGCGCAGGACAAAGGGAACCACCCAGCUCCACAAGAGGUGAAUCAGAACCAACAUAUACUGACUUCCCUCUUCCUUUUGAUGUACUCAGUACGAAUUCUGUGACACCAGAUCAGGUGACCUUCCAAGAGGUGGCUGUGUCUUUCAGUGAGGAGGAGUGGGCCCUGCUGGAUCUGGACCAAAGGGCCUUGCAUCAACAAGUCAUGAAGGAAAAUGUGGAGACUGUGUCCUCUUUAACAACUGACAGAGAAGGGGAAUCAUCUCAAUACUGGGACUGUGGAGAGAAGAAGGAGCUGGGCCUUUCUGGUCAGCAAGCAACGUACGCUAAGAGGAAACCUUUUAAGUGCUUGGAGUGCGGAAAAUUUUUCCGUAAUAAGAAUAGCGUUGCUUAUCAUCAAGCAAUGCACACGGGAGAUAAAAAAUUCAAAUGCUUGGAGUGUGGAAAGGGCUUCUUUCAGAAAAUAAACCUGACUCGUCAUCAAGUUACCCAUACUGGGGAGAAGCCAUUUAAAUGCUUGGAGUGUGGAAAGAGUUUCACUCAGAAGACAGGUCUCACCUCUCAUCAAGCUACUCAUACUGGGGAGAAGCCAUUUAAAUGCUUGGAAUGUGGAAAGGGUUUCAUUCACAAGAUAAGCCUUACCUAUCAUCAAGCUACUCAUACUGGGGAGAAGCCAUUUAAAUGCUUGGAGUGUGGAAAGGGCUUCAUUCAGAAGAUAAACCUCACUUAUCAUCAAGCUACUCAUACUGGGGAGAAGCCAUUUACAUGUUUGGAGUGUGGGAAGAGUUUCACUCAAAAGAUAGGCCUUACCGAUCAUCAAGCUACUCAUACUGGGGAGAAGCCAUUUAAAUGCUUGGAAUGUGGGAAGUCUUUUAUUGAGAAGAGAAAUCUCACUUCUCACCAAAAAAUUCACUCGGGGGAGAAACCCUUUAAAUGCUUGGAGUGCGGAAAGAGCUUUCGUCUAAAGGGUUGCUUUGCUUCUCACCAGACCAUUCACACAGGGAAGAAACCCUUUCAAUGCUUGGAGUGUGGAGAUCUUUUACAGACAAAGGAGGUCUAAUUGCUCAUUAUGCAACACACUCUGGGCAAAAGCCAUUCAAAUGCUUGGAUUGUGGAAAGGGCUUUGCACGGAAGUCAAACCUCACACAACAUCAAAGAAUCCACACUGGGGGGAAACCCUUUCAGUGCUUGGAGUGU